Molecule: messenger RNA, 2385 nt
Organism: Ordospora pajunii
Lineage: Eukaryota; Fungi; Microsporidia; Ordosporidae
Product: separase
Exons: 1
Coding region: 1-2385 (794 amino acids)
Biological process (GO): proteolysis; meiotic chromosome separation
Cellular component (GO): cytoplasm; centrosome; nucleus
Molecular function (GO): cysteine-type endopeptidase activity
Source: RefSeq, a predicted model, not a curated record
AUGCUUAUGCAUAAAUUCAUUGAGAUUGAAUGCCUUUGCAUGGAGUCUGCAGAAAACAGAAUUGAGUUUAUCAGGAAGCUUAGAUAUAAAGGCACUAGCCAGCCAUGCAAGCGCACAUGCAUACAGCGGGGCUCGGCAGGAAUAAAAAUGGUUAAUCAGAUCAUGAAGCGGCCAUCACGAGAUUCGGCAUGUUUUGCACUUGAGAUAAUCAGAUGCCUGUAUGUGUACGAGCCAAUGCUUGGGACUCCAAAAUACUCGUUGGACAAAGCAUUGGUAAGCCUUUGUGAUAAAGUGUUUGUUAACGAAAUAUAUGAGGAGAUAGAAAGAAGAAUCAGAAAGCAUGCUUUACAGACAGAAGAAAGCAAGAAUGUUGACAUCUGUCCUGAAAUGUGCUCUGAAGAUAUGCUGCUUGAUGAGGUUCUUGUUGGAUAUUUCAUUAUCAAGCACAGGAAGUAUGGUGUUUUCUACGCGAGAAUUGUGGAUUUGAUUGACAGAGUUAGUCCAAGGCUAAGAUCAAAGGCAAUCAAGGCUUUCAAUGGAUUAGCUCAAAUAGGAACAAUGCACAGGUUUGAAGUAGAAUUGGAAGGGCUUGCUGGCAUACUGAAACAGAAGUGCCCGAAAGCAGUAUUGGCGCAAAAGAAAAGCCGUGUAUUUGCUGAAAACGAGUGGGAAUGUGUAAGGCAAAACUAUCUGUUGGCUUCGUGUUUCUAUGCCAUUCCGGAGACAGUUGCAAUACCUUAUUAUCAUCUGAGAAGGAACUUUGGGAUUGAAUGUUUUGCAUACAUUGAAUGCUGGAAUGGAUUUGUAGAAGGCAAUGGACUUGAUGAUCUUGAUGGAGGCACAGAUGCUCCGUUGUUGAAAAGCCUGUGCUUUGGAAUGUGUAUGAACAGAACAUACAAUCUGAAGCUGAUGGAUGAAGUGAUUACAAGGACUGUAUCGUUUGAAAGGAUGUUUCUGGAAGGAUAUACAAGUGUUGUAAGGCAGAAGCAUCUGAUUGCAAAAUCAAAGUUCAAAGAAGCUCUAGAGGCAAUCGCUGGGCUUGGAAUGGCGUGUGUGCCUGAGAUUCUUCUACAUGUGUAUGAUUUUCUUUCGCUAUCGCACAUGUACUGCGGAGAGUACUUUGAAUGUAUUUUUUACCUGGGCAAAGGAAUUGAACUGGCACAUAGGCACCGCGUUGGUUUUAUAGCAACAUACUUUUUGAACUGCAUGUUUGCUGUAGAGCGAAUAUCAGGGAUGCAUGGGCCUGCGCCAAAGAUUCGGCUUAAUCUCUGGAGAGGCAUUCAUAGCAUUGAGGAUGUGAUAAUGGACGAGAGGUUUGUAGCAAACAAUAGAAUAUGUGCAAACGUUGCUCUUGAGAAGGAAACAAGCAACUUAAGGGAGCUUAGGACAAUCGAGAAGUUUGAGGCAUUCAAGCCGUCUAUGCUUUUUGGCAGUAUAGAAAGAGCAUUGCUGUUGUUUACGGGAUGCUCUGUUAUUUCGUUGUAUUGCAUUGAUCGGGACUUGUAUGUGAAUGAUUUCAGAAGGGUUUUCAAGGUUUUCGAUGACUUUAUAGGUGCUAAGGAAAGGAUGAAUAGGAUACUUAGAAAAUCAAGAUGUAUUCUAAAAGAAAACAUGAAUGGAUCUGUUGAUAAAGCAAUAUGGUGGGCAGAAAGGAUGAGGAUGGAUGUGGAGCUUGGCGCUGUUUUAUCUGAUGUUAGCAGAGGGUUUGAUGUGAUUGGAACAGAAUGCAGGGUGAUUCUUGUGUUAGAUGAAGCAACAACUGAGUUUCCGUUUGAAUCGAUGCCGGCUUUCAAAUCCAAAGCUGUUUAUCGGGUUCCGUCGCUGGAGUAUUUUGAAAAAUGGUUUGAAGUGCAUUCGAGCGGGUUAGUUACUGUUGAUGCAAGCGAACGGUCUGUGUUUUAUGUGUUGGAUCCAGAAGGCAAUCUACAGAAGACACGAGAACGGAUUUCCGAGGGCUUGCGUGUGCUUGGCGUGACGAAAGGAGUGUGUGGAAGAGGUUUGUCGAGUAAAGAAUGCAAGGAGGCAAGCGAGCAUGAUACAUUACUGUAUUUUGGUCAUGGAAACGGAUCAAAACAUUUGCGAACACAUGGAGAUGGCAAGACGGUGCUUUUAUUUGGAUGCAACAGUGCAAGGCUUCUGUGCAUGAAGAACUACAAGAGAAAUGGGUUUUUGAUGAAGCAUUUGAGCAGAAACUCAACGGUGAUGGGAUGCCUGUGGGAGGUUACUGAUAAGGACAUAGAUAUUUUUAGUAUGAAGGUUAUUGAAAGGCUGAUGAAAGGUGAGGAAUGCCUUGGAAAGCUGGCAUCGAUGUUCAGGGAUGCGUUUAAGAUGAAGUAUUUGAAUGGUGCCUCAGUUGUUGUUUAUGGCCUUCCAAGAAGACAAUGA